UUCUCCCCUUCCUUUCAUUAAACCAUGUCUUCUCCAAAAAAGAUAGCUGUUCAAUUAAGCAACACGUGCUACCUUUGUGAAAGAAACUACUCUACGCCUGCCUCCUUGCACAAGCAUCUUAAAUCCAUUCAUCAUGCGGUCGUGGCUAGCAGAAAAAAUUUUGAAAGAAGACCCCCAUCAGCCAAGUAUGAAUUCAAGCACUAUAAUGGUGAUCCUGAUAUACCUAUUCAUCAUGCCUGUAGUUCCUGCUUUUAUCAUACUGCCAACAUAAACAGGCUCAAGGAUCAUAUUCUUAAAGAUCAUGGGCCAAUAUAUUUGGAGAGUGAAAGCGAAGAAAAUGAAGACGAAGAAAAUGAAGACGAAGAAAAUGAAGACGAAGAAAAUGAAGACGAAGAAAAUGAAGGUGAAGACAAUAAAGGAGAAGGGGAAAAUGAAGCGCAAGAGGAUCAAAGAGAAACUUCUAAUGGACAAGGCAAGAAUCCACCCGUUAGAAGACGAAGCUUGAGAAGAAGAAAAAGCUCUUCGGCUGAUACCUUGGCUAAUGAUAUACUAAACAUUCUGGUUGACAAGUUGCAUAAAUUGAUGAGAAAUUAGGUAUAAAAUGUUGCUUUUAAAUAAAAUGCUAUUUACACACACAUUAUGUGAAUCGUAUCUGUCCUCUUGUCUCCCAUCCUGAGUCAGUUACUUCAUUGCUAAAACCAACGCCAUCAACA
Rhizopus microsporus ATCC 52813 is the source of this 713-nucleotide messenger RNA. RefSeq lists its product as uncharacterized. Lineage: Eukaryota; Fungi; Mucoromycota; Mucoromycetes; Mucorales; Rhizopodaceae. The transcript has a single exon. Bases 25 to 594 code for a protein of 189 amino acids. The record is from RefSeq and is a predicted model, not a curated record.